Fundulus heteroclitus (mummichog) is the source of this 3412-nucleotide messenger RNA. RefSeq names its product PPFIA binding protein 1a (gene ppfibp1a). Lineage: Eukaryota; Metazoa; Chordata; Actinopteri; Cyprinodontiformes; Fundulidae. Gene Ontology annotation, molecular function: protein binding. The record is from RefSeq and is a predicted model, not a curated record. Gene Ontology annotation, cellular component: presynaptic active zone. Gene Ontology annotation, biological process: neuromuscular junction development. Bases 168 to 2813 code for a protein of 881 amino acids. The transcript has 25 exons.
UUUCUGGGACGCCGAAACUUCACAAUAACUCAAUGGGAAGGUGAACGCGGAGCAUGACGCUUCCAUGAAAAGUCCUUAAAGAUUUUCUUUGGGACUUUAGCUUUCUGGGGCGUGAAGGACACAACCGAGAGCUAUUUCCAUACCGAAAACGGUUCGUUGAAGGGAAGAUGAUGUCAGACGCCAGUGAGAUGUUGGCAGCAGCCCUGGAGCAGAUGGAUGGGAUCAUUGCAGGCUCCAAGGCCAUUGAUUACUCCAACGGGCUUUUUGACUGCCAGUCGCCCACAUCUCCCUUCCUGGGCGGCUUCCGUGUGCUUCACCUUCUGGAGGACCUCAGAGCAGCGCUGGAGCUGAUGGACAAUGAGGAGCGGGACAACCUGCGCUGUCAGAUCCCAGAUUCCACUGCAGAGGGCCUGGCAGAGUGGCUGCAUGGACGAACGGCCAACCUCCACAGCUCUGAUGCAGUCUACCAAGAGCGUCUUUCACGGCUGGAGAGUGACAAAGAGUGUCUUAUUCUCCAGGUGAGUGUGUUAACAGACCAGGUGGAGGUGCAGGGAGAAAAAAUUCGGGAUCUGGACAAGAGUCUGGAGCUUCAUCGGGAGAAGCUGAAUGGUGCUGAGGAGCUCCUUCAGCAGGAGCUGUUAAACCGGACCGCGCUCGAGACCCAGAAGCUGGAGCUAAUGACCGAGGUGUCGAGCCUGAAGCUGAAGCUAACCGCUUUGGAGAGAGAUCACAGGGGCAACGAUGGUUUGUACCAGGAAGUGACAGACCUGAGGUUCAGGAUGACGGAUAAAGAGAAUGAAAGACUGCAGUGUGAGAAGAAACUGAAAGGAGCCACAGAGGAGCUGCAGGAUCUGCAGCGGCAUUUGGAGGAGCAAGACGAGGAGCUGAGGAGGUUGAAGGGAGAGACCCACAGCAGAGCUGCGGGGGGAGAAAGAGACACAGAGAUGGUGAAGAUGAAGAGGGUGCUGGAGCUGUUGACGUCGGAGAACGAUGAGAAGGAGAGAAGGAUUAAAGACCUCGAGGAGUCCCUGACGAAGUUCAGGAGAGUGCAGGAACUGGUCAGAGAGAAGCUAAAAGAAGACGACUACGCUGAUAUCACAGAUGAUCCCUCGCUUUCUAUGUCCAUGGAGGUGGAUCAGGUCACCCUGGAGUUGGAGGGGGAGGCAGGAAGGAGCUGUGAUGAGUCCACACCAUGUAUAGCUGUGCUCUCUGAAAUGAAUGAGCUGGACAGAGAACAGCAGCUACAAGCAGCACAAAGCGCCUUUGAUGAUCCACACAGUGACGGUUCGGCUGUAACCGGCAGCACCGAGCAGGUUAAAACUAAAACAGGAGCCGGUUCCUCCUCUUCUAAGGCAAACACAAGUGAUGGGAGUUUUGGCAGCAAGAAAGUGCGUUCCUCGUUUGGCCGCGGCUUUUUUAAGCUGCGUGGAGGCAAACAGACGGCCAGCUCCUCCAGCCUUGAGCGACAAGGCACGGAGCACCUCGACCUCGCUGGAGCUCCUCCACAGAAACCCCGCCGUGCAGCUCCGCCCCCCUCGUCUCCAGACAGCAAGAAGAAGUCGAGCGGCUUGAGGAGAUUUUUUGGCAGACUGAAGAGGAGCCACUCCACCUCCUUCAACCUGGAUGAUGGAGCUGAGACGGAGUUCAGGAGGGGCGGAGUCAGAGCCACCGCCGGCCCCCGCCUCGGCUGGUCACGUGACUCAAAACACAAGGCCGUCGACGUUCCUUUCUCUCGGUGGAGUAAAGAGGACGUUUGUGCGUGGCUACAGGAGCAGGGCCUCGGCUUGUACGCGGCUCAGGGACAGAGCUGGGUCAAAUCGGGACAAACGUUACUGCAGGCAUCACAACAUGAUCUGGAGAAGGAGCUGGGAAUGAAGCUGCCUCUGCACAGGAAGAAGCUGCAGCUCGCCCUGCAGGCUCUCAGCUCGGAGGGCGACGACCUUCAGGGCAAACUGGACCACAACUGGGUCAACAGAUGGCUGGAUGAUAUCGGCCUGCCGCAGUACAAGAACAACUUCGAUGAAGCCCGCGUUGAUGGCCGCAUGUUGCACUACAUGACGGUGGAAGACCUGCUGUCUCUGAAGGUCGGGAGCGUUCUUCAUCACCUCAGCAUCAAGAGGGCCAUCCAGGUCCUGCGUCUGAACUCCUAUGAGCCGAACUGUCUGAGGCGACGCCCCUCUGACGAGAACCACAUGACGCCGGCUGAGAUCUGCCAGUGGACCAACCACAGGGUGAUGGAGUGGCUGCGCUCCGUGGAUCUGGCAGAAUACGCUCCCAACCUGAGAGGGAGCGGAGUCCACGGAGGACUGAUGGUGUUGGAGCCUCGGUUCAACGUGGAAGCGCUCGCCCUCCUGCUCAACAUUCCUCCCAGCAAAACGCUGCUGAGGCGCCACCUGGCUACGCACUUCCAUCUGCUGGUCGGCUCCGAGGCGCAGCGUCUCAAACAGGAGUGUCUGGAAAACCCGGAUUACACCGUCCUCACUGCUACAGCUAAAGUUAAGCCCAGACGUUCGUCUUUUGGUGGUUUUGGCUCCCUGAGGAGGAAACGUCAUGACGACGGGGAGGAUUACGUCUGCCCUAUGAAUGUGGAAAUGCCAAAGAGCAGCAGCUUUCAUAGAAACGUCCACAUCUACGAGGAAUCCCUGGACCACUUGGAGCAGAUGGAAGACUCUGAAGGAACAGUCAGGCAGAUCGGAGCAUUCUCAGAGGGAAUCAAUAAUCUGACGAGCAUGCUGAAGGAAGAGGAGAUGUUCCAGGUGAUCUCAGUUCGUCCCCCAGAGGAGAAAACAGAAGGCCACAACUCCUCCACCUGAGUAUUUAGUCUCCAGACUGUAUUUAUUGAAAGUGCCACUAUAUGCAUGAACUCAAGUGUCUUUUAAGUAACCUGAAAGUUUCAAAGUUUACUACAAGGAUCAAUUAAUUUAGCAGCAUUCUGAGCAAUCAGUAUUUUACCUGCAAUACAAGGUGGAGAAAUUCAGACAGCAUUGCAGUUUCAGGUGUAAACAUGAUUUGUACUAGAAAUUUGACCAUUUAGCCACUGUCAAAUGUGAUUUUUCAAAAGUGAACCUGUUAAGUUAUAAGCUAGUCCAACAGCAGAGAGGAUUAGUCUUAAAAUGAGGUGAAAUAAGUACUCACAAUGAGACAUGUAAAGCAUUUCUAGUCUGAAAGAAAUCAAUUGAAAGGUUUUACAUGUUUUGUUCUCCAGCGCCUCUUCUCUUAGGCAGACAUGACGGUUUAAUGAGUCAAAGUAAUUUUGGGAGACUGGAACCAUUUCUACUGAAAGAAUCUUCUUAUAAAGUCUUGGUAACAUUUUCAGCUGAGCUUUGAAACCAAAGACGUGUUUUUAGAAGGAAAAGCUAAAUCUUUGUUGUGCAUGUGAAUUGUUUUGGUAAUAAAAGUUUAGAAAUGUCAA